AUGAAGAAACCACAUUGGAUUAAUCAGCAAUUGCUGAUUUUGUGUACAGCAUUAGCGGUAAACUGCGAAAGUUACUAUUCAAUAAAUGCUCCCGGUGUCAUAAAAUCAAAUCGUAAAUAUCCUGUAGUUGUCACUCUCCAUGAAGCCAGUGAGCCGUGUACGAUACGUCUUGGCAUUGCGGGACCCAGUUUAAAUGAGUCUCAAGAUGUAAAUUUAAAACCAUUUGAAUCAAAACUAAUUGAAUUUUCGCCUAACAAAUUAAUGCAAGGAGAUUACCAAUUAACUGCAGAAGGCUUAUCAGGUUUGAUUUUUAAGAAUUUCAGUCGUUUACAUGAGCAAGUAAAUGAUGGACCAAAAAUUUAUAUACAAACCGAUAAGGCGAUCUACAAGCCUCAAGAUUUGGUUAAAUUUCGGGUUGUGUUAUUGGAUGAGCAUACGAGGCCAUUACAUAUUGAAGUACCUGUUAGAGUGGAUGUAUUGGAUAGUGAAGAUAAUCGUGUGAAACAAUUCAAAGACAUCUCUUUUACAAAAGGUGUUUAUACUGGUAAAUUCAAACUAUCUGAAUAUCCCGCUUUAGGAACUUGGACAAUUAAGGUGGUUCUAGGAGGAAACAAUACUUACUCCAGCAUAAAAACCAUUAAGAUACACAACUAUAAUCUGCCAAAAUUCAGUGUCUACCUAAAAGCUCCUUCGAAUAUUAUUUUGGAAGAUGGUUACAUUCGAGUGGUAAUCUUUGGCAAAUAUACGUUCCAAAAACACGUAGAAGGCAAUGCUACAGUUGAAUUGUGGAAUGAAGAUGCAAAAGAACUCUUACAAACCAAACAUAUUGAUGUUGAAAAUUUAGGUUUUGUCGAGUUUAAUAUUAAGAACGAAACAAUCACUAAUAAUGCCAAAAAAUUAAAAGUCAAGGCGCGACUAAGCGAAAAGAACACGGGUAGAACUGAAAGAUGGUCUCAAAGUAUAAAUUUACAUAAACAGCAUUAUAAUUUCGAAAUUCCAGACAAUGAUAUAGAAUUUGAAAACAAUAAACCCUAUAGCCUCAGAGUUUUUGUAAAACAUUGGACUGGAGCUGCAGUUUUGGAUCACAAGACGCCAGUUACCAUGGAACAUGGUAAUAAAAUGUAUGAAUCAUUCUUAGAUGACAAAGGUGCAGCAACAUUUGAGUUUGAAUAUGACGAAAAUGCCAAUCAUAUAUUUCAAUUUAAAGAUUCCAAAGGAAUGUUGCCUAAUAUUUACUCCAAUGAAUAUUUAAUGUUGAACAAUAGGGAAUACUAUUGCAGGCUGACCUUGGUCGAUAAAAAACUUAAACUCGGAAAACCAGUGCUAAUAGAAGUCAGUUCUAUUGUCAACAUACCUUAUUUGAUGUACACUGUAAUGAGUCAUGCCACUAUCAUACAAACGCAACAUAUUACAGUACCGCCCAACCAAAAAUCAUAUACCAUUAACAUAACAUCCUCAAUUGAGAUGAUACCCGAGUCUUUCAUCUACGUGUAUUACAUCCACAAAGGCAGUUUACGUUACGAAGAACUGAGUUUAAAUUUUCCAAAUGAAUUCGAAAAUCAGAUCACACUCUCUGCACCGAAGCAAGUGCAACCGGGAGAAGAAGUUACAAUUGCUAUAAAUGCUCAACCCAACUCGUAUGUUAGUAUACUGGCAGUGGAUUUGGGUGUAUAUUUAUUGGAUAAUACUUAUGAUUUAAAUAGAAGUAAUAUAAUUUCUGAGUUGAAUAAUGAAAGGUCAUAUUCACCCAUAGCAGCGGCUGUUUAUCCCGGCAUAAUAUCUGGUCUUUUGACCUUAACCAAUGCUCAUUAUCCAUUUAAAAGAGUGCAUAGUAAGUAA
Molecule: messenger RNA, 1839 nt
Organism: Calliphora vicina (urban bluebottle blowfly)
Lineage: Eukaryota; Metazoa; Arthropoda; Insecta; Diptera; Calliphoridae
Product: thioester-containing protein 1 allele S3-like
Exons: 5
Coding region: 1-1839 (612 amino acids)
Molecular function (GO): endopeptidase inhibitor activity
Source: RefSeq, a predicted model, not a curated record